GACCCAACUCAAACCCCUAAGAUCCCUCCUCCGCCUCCUCAAGCUCAACAAAAAACCAUGCAAAAUCCCACUACCCCCAGCAGAACUCUUCCCAUCCUCCGAACUAGUAAAGGAAGAAAACGCCCCGCGCUACAACCCCAGACACUUCUACCCCGUUCGUCUACAUGAGAUAUUUAAUGAUCGGUCGGUAUCAGGUUAUGAGUAAGUUGGGCUGGGGGAUGACUUCGACGGUUUGGUUGGCGAUGGGUUUGGAUGAAUGGCGUUGGCGUCCACCACGUCACGUAACGCUUAAAAUAAAAACGAAUCAGCAUGAUUACCCCAGUGAUGAAGCUGCUAGUAGGGAAUUGCGUAUGACGCAGCGCGUUUCUAGUACUAAUCGUCGGCAUCGGGGGUAUCAAUUUGUGCGUGCGCUGCAGGAUAGUUUCUAUUUGGAGGGGCCUGAUGGUAGGCACGUGUGUAUGGUUUUUGAUACGUUGAAAGAGCCGCUUUGGAAUAUUGAAGAAGCGGUUCGUGAGGAGUGUUUUGCCGGAUGAUGUGUUGAAGCUGGUGGUGCAUAUGAUGUUGCAGGGGUUG
Molecule: messenger RNA, 573 nt
Organism: Aspergillus glaucus CBS 516.65
Lineage: Eukaryota; Fungi; Ascomycota; Eurotiomycetes; Eurotiales; Aspergillaceae
Exons: 2
Coding region: 165-533 (122 amino acids)
Biological process (GO): regulation of mRNA processing; spliceosomal complex assembly
Source: RefSeq, a predicted model, not a curated record